GCCGCCGAGAGCCCGGGCCAUGGCGCGGGUGCUGGUGGUGGGCGCCGGGCUGACGGGAAGCUUGUGCGCAGCGCUCCUGAGGAAGGUGACGGCCGGUCCUUUACACCUCACCGUGUGGGACAAGGCUGGGGACUCAGGGGGAAGAAUGACCACGGCCAGCAGCCCUCACAAUCCACAGAGCACAGUGGACCUGGGUGCCCAGUACAUCACGUGCACUCUUCCCUAUGCCAAAAAGCACCAAAGUUUUUAUGAUGAACUAUUAACUCAUGGCAUUUUGAAGCCUCUGACCUCGCCUAUUGAAGGAAUGGUGAUGAAAGAAGGAGACUGUAACUUUGUGGCACCUCAAGGAGUUUCUUCAAUUAUUAAGCAUUACUUGAAAGAAUCAGGUGCUGAUAUCUGUUUCAGAAAAUGUGUGACCCAGAUCAACCUGAGAAAUGCCAAGUGGGAAGUCUCCAAGGAAACGGGCUCCCCUGAGCAGUUUGAUAUUGUUGUUCUCACCAUGCCAGUUCCCCAGAUUCUGCAGCUUCAAGGUGACAUCGUGGACUUAAUUAGCAAAUGCCAAAGGCAGCAACUGGAGUCUGUGAGCUACUCCUCUCGCUACGCUCUGGGCCUCUUUUAUGAAGCUGGCACGAAGAUUGAUGUCCCUUGGGCCGGGCAGUACAUCACCAGUAAUCCCUGCAUACGCUUCAUCUCCAUGGAUAAUAAGAAACGCAAUAUAGCGUCAUCAGAGAUGGGGCCUUCCCUCGUGAUUCACACCACUGUCCCCUUUGGAGUUGCACACUUGGAACACAGCACUAAGGAUGUGCAGGAGUUAAUCGUCCAGCAGCUGGAGAACAUUUUGCCAGGUUUGCCUCAGCCAGUGGCUACCAAAUGCCAGAAAUGGAGAUAUUCACAGGUUACAAAUGCUGCUGCCAACUCUCCUGGCCAAAUGACUCUUCAUCUGAAACCACUCCUUGUGUGUGGAGGGGAUGGAUUCACUCAUUCGAAUUUCGAUGGCUGCAUCGCUUCUGCCCUGUGUGUUCUGGAGGCUUUAAAGAAUCAUAUUUAGU
Messenger RNA from Molossus molossus (Pallas's mastiff bat), 1049 nucleotides. RefSeq names its product renalase, FAD dependent amine oxidase (gene RNLS). The record is from RefSeq and is a predicted model, not a curated record. Bases 20 to 1048 code for a protein of 342 amino acids. Lineage: Eukaryota; Metazoa; Chordata; Mammalia; Chiroptera; Molossidae. The transcript is spliced from 7 exons. Gene Ontology annotation, cellular component: extracellular region. Gene Ontology annotation, molecular function: oxidoreductase activity, acting on NAD(P)H.